Molecule: messenger RNA, 612 nt
Organism: Parnassius apollo (apollo)
Lineage: Eukaryota; Metazoa; Arthropoda; Insecta; Lepidoptera; Papilionidae
Source: the annotation of a GenBank genome assembly
AUGGAAUCCUACUUGUGUAUCUUGCCAUUCUUUCAUAUUUGGUAUCAGAAAAAUAAAAUAAAGUCAUGUAAAUUUCAGAAACAUUGUGCAUCAAAGCCAGGAAACGAGCUGUCUGAAGAUACUUCACAAAAUAGUAACGAAGAACGUGAUACUCUUAGCAAUAGCGGUCACACCGUUGUUGUUAAACAACCAAUAAAUCCACGAAAAAGACCAAGGUCCAAUAUUAAGUGCACACUAGAACGGUCUGACAUUAAAGCAGCCGUGAAUGAACUUAAAGAACUAAGUAACAGUUUAACAAUGUCUAUUCCUAGUGCAUCAGAAGAUGAAUUUGAUGUGAUUGGAAGACAUGUAACACUCCAACUUAGACAGUUACCGCCGAUCGAUAGAAUAGACAUGCGACGGAUGAAAUACAGGCAAUACUCUCUAAAUACCGUAAGAAAACUUUCAUUUAUUGCAGCACACACUUCUUGUACUAUUCGUGUUAUGGAUGCUUUUGAAACUCUGAACAUUACUGACAACAAUCUGCAUGCUAUCCCAAACGAAAGCUAUACUAAAGUUAUUUUCAACUUCAAUCUUGCAGCUAAGUGUAACAAUCGUUUAAGACCAGGCUAA